UCCGGUAGCAUCCGACACCCACAGGGACAGAGAAAGCAGCGAAGGACCGGCGGCGGCGGCGGCGCGCGGGAGCAGCGCGCGGGGAGAGGCGCGGGCUGGGGCGAGGGGAAGAAGCUCAUUUUACAGAUGAAGAAAUCGAGGCAAACAGGAUUAAAUGCUAGCUUAUUGUCACACAACCAAUGAGGAAACUGAGGCCCAGAGAAGAGAAGUGACUGCCAAGGUCCUGUCACAGCAAGUUAUUAGUAGCUGAGCUGGGGCUGGAGUCAGGGUCGUCUGAUUCCUGUUCAGGGCCCUUAACAAAAUGGAAAAAAGGAAGAAUACUUCAGAUGGAAACACUGCCAGCACAAAAAAGAAGAGGUUUGUUAUUAGAACAAAAAAUGAUGUAAUUGAACAGUAUGACAUGAUCAUAGCAACCCUAAGAUAGAACAAGAUGUUGGAAUACCUGGAUCUAUGGUACAGAAUAUUAUAAAACACGCAGGCGAAACAAAAGAAAAAGACAAAGUUGCAUCAGCUUUUGGUGGUUUGCAAAAAGCUACAAGGAAUUGAAGUGGACAAUCAUGGGCCAGACUGGAAAGAAAUCCGAGAAGGGACCAGUUUGUUGGCGGAAGCGCGUAAAAUCUGAAUACAUGAGACUGAGGCAGCUCAAGAGGUUCAGACGAGCUGAUGAAGUAAAGAGUAUGUUUAAUUCUAAUCGGCAGAAGAUUCUAGAAAGGACAGAAAUCUUAAACCAAGAAUGGAAACAGCGAAGGAUACAGCCUGUACACAUCAUGACUUCUGUGAGCUCAUUGCGCGGGACCAGGGAGUGUUCUGUGACCAGUGAUUUGGAUUUUCCAAAGCAAGUCAUCCCAUUAAAGACUUUGAAUGCUGUUGCUUCAGUACCUAUAAUGUAUUCUUGGUCUCCCCUACAGCAGAAUUUUAUGGUGGAAGAUGAGACAGUUUUACAUAACAUUCCUUAUAUGGGGGAUGAAGUCCUUGAUCAGGAUGGAACUUUCAUUGAAGAAUUAAUUAAAAAUUAUGAUGGGAAAGUACAUGGAGAUAGAGAAUGUGGGUUUAUAAAUGAUGAGAUUUUUGUGGAGUUGGUGAAUGCUCUUGGUCAAUACAGUGAUGAUGAAGAUGAUGAUGAUGGGGAUGAUCCUGAUUUGAGAGAUGAAAAACAAAAAGAUUUAGAGGAUAACAGAGAUGAUGAUAAAGAAAGCCACCCACCUCGGAAAUUUCCUUCUGACAAGAUUUUUGAAGCCAUUUCCUCAAUGUUUCCUGAUAAGGGAACAUCAGAAGAGCUAAAGGAGAAGUACAAAGAACUAACAGAGCAGCAACUUCCAGGAGCCCUUCCUCCUGAAUGUACACCAAACAUAGAUGGACCAAAUGCCAAGUCUGUUCAGAGGGAGCAAAGCCUGCACUCAUUUCAUACUCUCUUCUGCAGGCGCUGCUUUAAAUAUGACUGUUUCUUACAUCGUAAGUUCAAUUAUUCAUUCCAUGCAACACCCAACACUUAUAAGCGGAAGAACACAGAAACAGCACUAGAUAAUAAACCUUGUGGACCACACUGUUACCAGCAUUUGGAAGGGGCAAAAGAGUUUGCUGCUGCUCUCACUGCAGAGCGAAUCAAGACCCCACCUAAGCGCCCAGGAGGUCGUCGAAGAGGAAGGCUUCCAAAUAACAGCAGUAGACCCAGCACACCAACUAUUAACGUGCUGGAAUCAAAGGAUACAGACAGUGAUAGGGAAGCUGGGACUGAAACAGGGGGAGAAAAUAAUGAUAAGGAGGAGGAAGAAAAGAAAGAUGAAACUUCCAGCUCUUCUGAGGCAAACUCCAGGUGUCAAACGCCAAUCAAAAUGAAGCCAAAUAUUGAACCUCCUGAGAAUGUGGAAUGGAGUGGUGCUGAAGCCUCAAUGUUCAGAGUUCUUAUUGGCACUUACUAUGAUAAUUUUUGUGCCAUUGCUAGGUUGAUUGGGACCAAAACAUGUAGACAGGUCUAUGAGUUUAGAGUAAAGGAAUCUAGUAUUAUAGCUCCAGUUCCUGCUGAGGAUGUUGAUACGCCUCCAAGAAAGAAAAAAAGGAAACACCGGUUGUGGGCUGCACAUUGCAGAAAGAUACAACUGAAAAAGGAUGGCUCCUCUAACCAUGUUUACAACUAUCAACCCUGUGAUCAUCCACGUCAGCCUUGUGACAGUUCUUGCCCAUGCGUGAUUGCUCAAAACUUUUGUGAGAAGUUUUGUCAGUGUAGCUCAGAAUGCCAAAACAGAUUCCCUGGGUGCCGCUGUAAAGCACAAUGCAACACUAAACAGUGCCCUUGCUAUCUGGCUGUGCGUGAGUGUGAUCCAGACCUCUGUCUCACAUGUGGGGCUGCGGAUCACUGGGACAGCAAAAACGUGUCCUGCAAGAACUGUAGCAUACAGAGAGGAUCCAAAAAGCAUUUACUGUUGGCACCAUCUGAUGUGGCAGGUUGGGGAAUUUUCAUCAAAGAUCCUGUGCAAAAGAAUGAAUUCAUCUCUGAAUACUGUGGUGAGAUCAUUUCUCAGGAUGAGGCUGACAGAAGAGGAAAAGUUUAUGAUAAGUACAUGUGCAGCUUUCUCUUCAACUUGAAUAACGAUUUUGUGGUGGAUGCAACUCGUAAGGGUAACAAAAUUCGUUUUGCAAAUCAUUCAGUAAAUCCCAACUGCUAUGCAAAAGUUAUGAUGGUUAACGGUGAUCACAGGAUAGGUAUUUUUGCUAAGAGAGCCAUCCAGACUGGUGAAGAGCUGUUUUUUGACUACAGAUAUAGCCAGGCUGAUGCCCUGAAGUAUGUGGGCAUUGAAAGAGAAAUGGAAAUCCCUUGAUAUCAUCAGCUACCUCCUCUUUAAAACAGCUGCCUUAUUUUCAGGAAUUUCUAGUACUGUGGGCAAUUUUAGACAAAUAAAAUGCAAUUUGAAAUUCUGAAUUUGCAAAGUACUGUAAGAGUAAUUUAUAGUAAUGAGUUUAAAAAUCGACUUUUUAUUGCCUUCUCACCAGCUGCAAAGUGUUUUUGUACCAGUGAACUUUUGCAAUAAUGCAGUGUGGUACAUUUUUCAACCUUGAAUAAAGGAUACUUGAACUUC
Messenger RNA from Monodelphis domestica (gray short-tailed opossum), 3074 nucleotides. NCBI's taxonomy places the organism in Eukaryota, Metazoa, Chordata, Mammalia, Didelphimorphia, Didelphidae. The record is from RefSeq and is a predicted model, not a curated record.